This is a messenger RNA of Aureobasidium vineae, 297 nucleotides long. The record is from the annotation of a GenBank genome assembly. NCBI's taxonomy places the organism in Eukaryota, Fungi, Ascomycota, Dothideomycetes, Dothideales, Saccotheciaceae.
AUGUCGCUCAACCAGUAUAUGAACAAGAAAAUCCUCAUCAUCACCGUUGAUGGACGCACAUUGAUAGGCACGCUUGUGUCUUGCGACCAAGUCACCAACCUCGUGCUCAAGGACACCGUCGAACGCGUUAUCAGACCCCAAGACGACCCGGAAGAUAGCUCAGAAACACCGCAUGGACUCUACAUGAUUCGAGGCGACAACGUGGUGGUCUGCGGCUUGGUGGAUGAGGCCAUGGAUUCAAGCAUUGACUGGACAAAGGUCCGAGGAGAGGUCAUUGGUUCCACCAAACACGUGUGA